AUGGCGUCCGUUCGUCAGGCAGACACAGCCCUGUGGCUUCAUAACAAAUUAUCUACGGACGAUUCUUGGUCUGGUAGUAGUUUGCGAUCUUUACUAACCCAAGACGUCCUCCGUAAUAUCCCAGAGUGUUUUCAUAGGCUUGAAACGCAGGUAAAAGUAAAAUUAUUAAUGGCUUUUCUCCAUCUUCCUCGUCGAGUGAUUGAGGAAAUGAGCGGUGAAAUGAGCGAAAUAUUUGAGAUUGGAAGCCAGGAUGAAGACGAGUGGGUCCGUGUUUUAUCAGAGAUUCUGAAGUAUUAUCCAAGUACAGGGAUUCUGAAUGUUCAUCUCGAGCAUGUUAGCCCAGUGUUUGCAGAAGUGGCAGAAGAAAUCAGAAAAACUGGUAAGAUUUACAUCUGUACAACAUGCUCGUCAGUAAUGGUGUUGUGACAAGUUAUGUUUCAAGCUCCUGAAAUACACGUACAUACGCUAUAUGGUUAAAUAUAGAUUUGUCUUUAAAUGCCCCUUCAACAGGGAUUGUCAGUUAUAUAAUAAGUUGAAUCUACUACAUGCAAUUUGAUUGGUUCUUACUUAUCUAUUGGAGGACAGAUGCAUAUAUGACGUCACCAUUAACAUCAUUUCAUUUUUUUUAUUAUAUAAAACAAGUAGAUUCCAAGAUUUCAAGCAUCUGUUCAGUAAAAGAUCACAGAAGACAUCAAAAUGUUGUGAGAAAAUCAGUGACACACUAAGCUAUGCCCUAUGGGCCUUUUUUCAUUCUUACUACAGUUUGAGGUCAUCUGUGAUCAGUUACUAAAUAAGUGUACAGCAACAUGGAAGCUAUUCGUUAAAUACAUCAUUUUAACAAAUUGAAUAGUUAUCAGCUAUCAUCUAAAAAUCUGCUCUGGGGAAUUUUCUCCCUACCCUAAGGGUGCCCCCUUAAAACAUGGAUCCAUUGUUCCAUUACUUUUUAUGGUGUUUUUAUUUAAGUUACCAGUCUCCCAGAUAGUGGAUCUAGUCUUCUUCCUCUGGAGUGUCUAUAUUUAAACAGAACAGCCCUUGUUGCCAUGGUAGGACACCAGCCUCCCCUUCCCAAACACUUUACACUUAGAAGAAAACCAAAGUCUGCUGCCCUAAGAGCAGAACUUACACAGAAAGGUAUUUGUUUUUGUUUUUCUUAAUAAAGUAAUAUCCACACACAUAUAUUGACAAUGUAGAGAGUGUAAUGAUUAUAAUUUCUUGUAAACCCUUUCCCUUAACUUGUCUAAAAGAGUCACUUGCAUUCGUAUAGAGAGUGUAGGAGAUAUGGCCUAGCAAUGAUUAAAAUACUUUGAUGUGGAUUAUAGGUCCCAGGAGAUAAUCUGUCAUAGAGACAAGGACAAGUGAUACACUUUAUCUGUUUUCUUUAGAAAUCAAAUUAACCAAUGGCAGUGUAGGGUUGCUUGGUUUUCCCUUCAGAAGGAAAGGAGCUUGAUGCAAACUGUAACUCCUCAUGAUUAUUUAGAUAUUGUAACAAAGGCAUAUGACUCAGCCUAUGCACCUGUACUUCAAGCCAAAUCUACUUACCUGAACUAGAAACUCAUAAUUCCUGUUCUUUUGGUCUGCACCAUAUGCCACUGAGUUCAGUAACAGAUCCAGUUAGUGAGUAACAAUGAUGAAUGUUAACAAUCUCUUUUUGUGUUGUAUGUGAAGCCAGUGAAGCAGUUUCAGCACAUAAAAAAGGUCUUGGAGCAUCAAUGAGCUCAGCCCACAAACUUCAGUCACCCAAGAAGUUUGAAGCUCCUGGUCAGUAACAGAAUUAAUAUCAAACAAACAAUACUGUAUAUGAACAACAUUUAUAAUUUCAGCCAUAAUUUAUGCUGUUUAUUGUGAAAAUGUUAACUGAGUGUCUUGGUUUUAUUUCAUUAAAUAUAACUAUAUUAAUUAAUGCAAAUCGAUCAAUACAGACUAGGUGUAUUAAAUGUUACCUAUAUUGAUCAAAGAAUGUCUCCUCUCAACAAUAGUAAGAGUAACACCAAGAACAUCAAACCGUCCAACCCCCAGCAGAGGGACUCCAUCAUCUGGUUCAUCACGGAGCAUUAUCUCUGCUGCUACACUCAAACAUCAUGGCCGUACAAAGGUGAAUGUCUCCAUUGUACAUGUUCAUUAACACUCACUGGCUGUUAUCUUGAAGAUACCAUUCUGCUUUUUUUCGGUAUCUAUUAUAAAUGGCUACAACUGAUUUUAACUGCUAUCAUUGAAACCUUUAGUUACCAACCUUGGUUAUAAGAGUUAAAGUUUUUUGACUAAAGAAAAAUUGUUGGUAUUUGAAUGUGUAGAAAAGAAAUGUGGUUUUCACUUUAGCAAAGAACUGUAUCAGCACUGCACAAUACUCAUGCCACUCUAGCUUGAACCUUUUUUACAGGCUAUAUACUUUUUACUACUGCUUUAGAAUAGACAACUAUGAUAAUCUUUCUUCUUUAAAAUCUUUCUUUAGAAGGUUGAAUAUAUUAUUUUCAUAAUUAUUGUGUAUUGUAUUAGAUAAUGCACUCUUCUGCAAUGGUUACAUGAUUACAAUUCCCCAUUUAUGCUAAAAACAAAAACAUUGCUGAAGUCUGAACUGAAGAUCUUGUGGCUAUAUGUGCAUGUUACAGCAGUCAAAAUAUUAGGGAGAUAUAUUGAAAACAAGCUGUGUGAGAAUUCUCUUUAUGCCCACAGCUUUUGGACAUAAAUGAGCAGCCAAUAGGAGGUGGUAGAGAACUCAAAAGGAGAAAGAAAUUGGCAGGUAACAAAAGCACUCACACAGUUACCCUGCAACUGGUCACUUUUUGAGUUUUGUCAGAAAAGUCAAGAGGGCAAAGCAUUAUUCAACUCCCUACUUUAAUGUAGAAUUUCAUUGUCUUAAACUCAGCUUAAUGAUUUAAAUUGGACAGUAUAUGUAUCAGGUGUAAGGCUAAAUGUUUAGCUGAUGUAUGGGUUGCUUGAUGAUGAACCAAUCUUUAAAUAAGAUUUUCCUUUUGUUUUUCAGUUUUUCUGUGUGCUAGAGUUAUUAUCAUCAACAGAUUUUAGAAGUGAUUCUUUUAUAUGGUGUUAUUUACAAUAGAGUCUGAACAAGCAGAGGAGGCAAAACAGAAGAAACUUGACAAUACCAAACCUCCAGAGCCAAGCACACCUGAUUAUGCUGCAGGUCUUACGCCCAUGACUCAACCAACUAAGGUACAUGAACCUUUCAAAUGUUCAAAAAUGUCCAUAUAUACAAAGGUGUUAAUUAAACCUGUUGGAUAGAAGAGACCUCUUUUUACUAUGAUUAGUCAAAUUAAAAAGGCCAUGUUACUGUACGAUGUGAUUAACUUUGCAUUCUACAUAGUACAGGUCAUUAGUCAAGCUAUCUGUUUUCACAUUGUUUUCUUUCCAUGAGUAAAAGAUUGCCUUGUUAUUGUUGUUCCUCUUUUCAAGUCUGUGUGAUGUGUCUAAGCCACAUUUAACUUUAUUUAAUAUAUCAGUUAAAUAAUUUUAAGAGGCUACUUCUAGUACCAGAUCAGGAAUUUUUUUCCACCCCAAGGUACAAAAGUGUCAGGUUCAUGUGGGCCCUGCCUUUUGUCAAAAUCCUAGAUUGGCACAUUGCUAUUCAUGAUGAUUUUUUCUACUUUACCUCAUCCAUUUAAAAAAGCCACCAUCAAGCCCAGAGACACCAUCAUCAAGUAUGCCAGCUCCAUCAUCAGCUCCCUCAUAUGUACCCCAGGCUCCCUCAAGCAUUUCCCAAACCCCUGCAGCAGCAGACGCACUCAAUGAGAGCACCAUCAACCUCAAGAGAGAGUUGGAAGUAAGACUUUCUUUUCUUACUGGUUCUUUUGUUGCCUAGGAAACAAGGUUCGAUAACUUUAACAUGCUCUCUUAUGUCGCAGUAACGAAAAUGGCAGAUUUGACAAUCUGAAGAAAUUUCGUCAAACCGAGUGAAUGUUCGUGGAUUCGACGAUUUUGGCGAAUUUUUAAUCAAAUUCAUCAAUGCAAGGUCCUUGAGUUUUAUCCGUUGCCGGUGCGCGAAGCACGUUGAAAGCCAUAGUUCGCAAACUGAUCGACCUUAAGUGCUCCACAUUGCAAGGUCGGUCUUGAGCGCUAUUCACAACGCGUGACCUCCUACGGAUCGCUACAAUAUUUCACCAACGAGAAGUUAUUUCAGCGACAUUUGGUUUGUCACGGAUUCCUCUUAAUAACAUUUGCGUUUCGCGGCGGUUCGAGAUCAGUCGAGCCGCUCAGAAGACAAACCGGAAAUAAAUUCUGAAAAUUCGCUCGCAUUUUUGACGAAAACCAAAUGCUAAAACACGUAAAAUUCGCAAAACGAAAUGAACAGCAAUACCGAAAAACCGAAGUUUUUUGUCGCAAAAACCGAAAACCGAUCUAAAUUGGGCAUCACUCCAUGUGACAAUGAGACGUUAACACAAUGACUGUGGCCUUCUCACGAAGUAAUUAAUUUUAUAUCUUAUUUCUCUAUGAAUAGACGUUCAUAACUUUGAAUAUAUUCCAUACAACUGCUAACAUGUUUACCCCUAAAUUUGAAAUAAAAUCACUAGCUUCUGAAAAGUUCAAUACCAAAACUACCGACAUUAUAGUACUUGUGAAAAUGUCCAUAUUGCAAAGCAUUAUAAACUAAGUAAGUAAGUAAGUAAGUAACUUUAUUUAACAACAUAUCGCAUAUGAGCGAAUAGCUCGUUUAAAUGCAAAUGUGCCGUAAAAAUUGACAUAACGGUAAAGAGUUAAAAAGCUGACGUCUCGACUAUGGGACGUCAUGGUUCCUUUUUACAAACUCUUUUCCAUUCACUUGUAAACUGUAUAUUAUCGUGACUUAUUUUGUGAAAAACCGUGGAAAAAUUUUAUCAUAACUGCCACUUUCAACAAGUUUGUCGCUUUUGCCAGUAAACUUUGUGGGUUCGUUUUAAAGGUAUAUUCGAGCAGGCGUUUUUAACUUUGGAUAUGUUCAAUUUAACCACAAACAUGUUCAUAUGCAAAGCGUUAUAAACUAUGCCAAAUUCAUGGUUCCUCUUUACAAACUCUUAUCCAUUCACAUGUAAAUUGUCUAUUAACUUGACUUAUUUUAAGAAAGGCCUCGGCAAAAUUAUAUCAUAUUUGCCACUUUUAAUAAGUUUGUCGCUUUUGCCAGUAAACUUUGUGGGUUCCUUUGAAAGAUAUAUCUGAGUGGGUGUUUUUUAGCUGUAAAUAUAUUCAGUUUAACUGCAAACAUUUUCAUUACUACUAAAUUGAAAAAAAAAGACAAUUUAAUAGCUUUUGAAAUUUUCAAUACCAAAACUACCAACAUGAUACUGCAUGUGAAAGUUUCCAUAUUACAAAACAUUAUAAACUAUGCUAAUUUCAUGGUUCCUCUCUACAAACUCUUUCCCAUUCACAUGUAAAUUGCCUGUGAACUUACCUGAUUUAAGAGAAGCCUUAGCAAAAUUUCAUCAUAUUUGCCACUGUUAACAAGUUUGUCGCUUUUGCCAGUAAACUUUGUGGGUUCCUUGUAAAGAAACUCGUCAACUUUUAGGGGCCCCUCUCUCAAGGUCAUAUCCAUUCACUUAUAUAAAUUUCGUCAUCAAAUUUGGCGAAAGUUCGUCACAAUCGUUCUUUUGACAAAAGUUCCACGGAUUGACAAAUUUCGUCAAAUCCGUGAAAAUCGUCGACAAAAAAUUCGUCAAAUCUGCCAUUUUCGUUGCUUCAUGCAUUUCUGGACGUAUCGUGCCAUGUUUGAGUACGUGCAUAACUAAGAAUGUGCUUUCUUACAUGAAGAUGCAUAUGGAACAACAGCGCCAGUUGAUAAUGAGAGAGCGACAACAAAAACAGGCAGCUGCUGCAAUGGCCGCUAGUUCCUCAAGUUCUACAUCACCAGCCACUAGUGAUUCUACAAGAAGUCCUGCUACACCUUCCCUUGGGGCAUCGAACACACAACAACAGCAGCAACAGCAAGCAAAUAAACGGCAACUUACGCUAACGGUACGUGCGCUCUACAUAAAGAGUAGAACAACGGUAACACUUUGCGCCCUUAUGAGGCCAUGUGCUCAUUUAGCACAAACGAUCUGUAGUUUUGGCGUUCUUUGAGCACUACCAAUUAAAGAGAGAACCCACAAUUAGCUACGUUCUAGUAAAUUAAUUCCAAAUCCCGACCCAAACAAUGUACCGUAAAGUGGCACACAAGGCGCAGUCUGACUAAGAUUUCGCAGUGUUCCUGACGAAUCUUCAUAGACGUAGGCCAUUCUUUAGCCUCAAGCUCCUGAACAGGUCUUUUGUACAUUACCAGUAAUCCAUGAUGAUCUCGCAGAUUUUUGUAAAUUUGGUGGGGAUCUUGUGAGUAUUGUUCUUGGACUCUUGUCUGUGAAGAUUUGACCCAGGAUCUUUCAGGGUCUUCUCUUGUUUCUGUAAAAUUCCCUCUUGGAAACGGUUGUCAGGCUUUCGGGUUUGAUUUUACUCUUUCCAAAUUUGAUAUUUUUCAGCGGGAACAAAUGUUAGCUGCUCACGAAAUGUUCAAAAAUGCGAACCGAGUGAGUCGCGCUGAAAAGGCCCUUAUUCUUGGGUUUAUGGCCGGUGCACGAGGUAAAUUAAUGUUUUAAUGUUAGUGAUUUCUGUGAGCAAAAUAAGUCGAAUUGAUAAAUUUGUCGCUUUGAAAAGCUUGUUAUUUUUACUAAAUGUGUGGAUAUAUGCCCACUAUCUCAUUCAUCCUGUAAUCACACGUUUGAUUGCAGAGAAACCAUAUCCCCAUCAAGGUUCGAUAGUAACUAUCAAGCUGAGUGAAAACACGGAAACGGUGACGUUAGCAGACGGCAAUCAACAGAUGCAAUUGGUGGAAAUGCUCUUUGAAAUGAAUUACGACACGGGUCAUUGGCGGAGACUUAAACGAACCAGGGUGGUCUCUAAAACUGGUGCAUCCACCUCAGCAGAAAAAACUGCUUGA
Molecule: messenger RNA, 6892 nt
Organism: Pocillopora meandrina
Lineage: Eukaryota; Metazoa; Cnidaria; Anthozoa; Scleractinia; Pocilloporidae
Source: the annotation of a GenBank genome assembly